AUGGUUAAAAAAAUUGUUGGACUUAUUAAACUUGCUCUAAAUGCAGGCAAAGCCACUCCAGCUCCACCAGUAGGACCAGCGUUAGGGCAAUAUGGUGCGAAUAUUGUUAUGUUUUGUAAAGAAUAUAAUGCUAGAACUGCUCAAAAAGUUGGCUUAGUAAUACCAGUAGAAAUUUCUGUUUAUGAAGAUCGUAGUUUUUCGUUUAUUUUAAAAACUCCUCCGGCUUCAGUUUUAUUAUCUAAAGCAGCUAGUCUUCAAAAAGGAUCAGGUAAACCAAACAUAGAUAAAGUAGGCUCUAUUUCUAAUCAACAGUUAAAAGAAAUAGCAGAAUUAAAAUUGCAAGAUCUAAAUACACAAGAUAUAGAAAAAGCAAUGUUAAUUAUUAAAGGAACAGCAAAUAGCAUGGGUAUCCAAGUAACUUAA
Molecule: messenger RNA, 423 nt
Organism: Chondrus crispus (carragheen)
Lineage: Eukaryota; Rhodophyta; Florideophyceae; Gigartinales; Gigartinaceae
Source: the annotation of a RefSeq genome assembly